AUGUCAAUCCCAAGAGACUCGAAUAUAGUUACAUUAGCUGUAAUAGGAACAGCAGGUAGAGAUCCAAACAAACAGCUAACAAAGGAUCAUUUUAAAUAUAUGUGUGAUACUUUUGAUGAAUUUAUCGAAUCUCACCAUCUUUUAGAAGGUGAUAAACAACUUGUUGUUGUAAGUGGAGGUUCUGCAUGGGCAGAUCAUGUAGUUGUGGAUAGAUUUUUAAAUGAUCCAAAUAGAUUUAAAUUGAUUUUAUACUUGCCAUGUCCGAUUGUAGAUACAGAAAUCGAUGAUGACGAUGAUGAUGUUUGUUAUAAAAGGAGAUAUCAAUACCUUGAUACUGGAAGUAUAGAUUGGUAUAAGAAUCCAGGAAGAAUAUCAAAUAUGUAUCAUGAUCAAUUCGAAUCUAUUAUGUGUGUCGACCCAAUUGGCCAGAUCAUCCAAGCUAAAGAAAAAGGUGCAAUAUUAGAUACAUCAUCCAAUGGUUUCCACAACAGGAAUACUAAAAUUUCGAAAUCAGAUUUGAUUGUAGCAUUUACAUUUGGUGAGGAUCAACCUGAAAUUGGUACGGGUACUCAUGAAACAUGGAAACAAAGUCUAUCCAAAAAGAAAUAUCAUUAUUCAUUAUCAAAAAUAACAACAAGAUCAUAA
Molecule: messenger RNA, 645 nt
Organism: Heterostelium album PN500
Lineage: Eukaryota; Evosea; Eumycetozoa; Acytosteliales; Acytosteliaceae
Exons: 3
Coding region: 1-645 (214 amino acids)
Source: RefSeq, a predicted model, not a curated record